Dipodomys spectabilis (banner-tailed kangaroo rat) is the source of this 1000-nucleotide messenger RNA. Its product is annotated as ras-related protein Rab-5C-like. Gene Ontology annotation, molecular function: GTP binding; GTPase activity. The transcript has a single exon. Bases 140 to 727 code for a protein of 195 amino acids. Lineage: Eukaryota; Metazoa; Chordata; Mammalia; Rodentia; Heteromyidae. The record is from RefSeq and is a predicted model, not a curated record.
AGGAGCGGACUCUUGCGCGAGCCCCGGCCCAAGUAACGCUGCUGCCCCGGAGCCGCGUUGGAGGCCCCCUCCCCACUAAGUGCCUCUUUGUAUAGCACCCGCCCCCACACUCACUGGUACCACUAUAGUGCAGCGGGCCAUGGCAGGUCGGGGAGGCACAGCGCGACCCAAUGGACCAGCGGCUGGGAACAAGAUCUGUCAGUUUAAGCUGGUACUUCUGGGGGAGUCUGCAGUAGGCAAGUCCAGCCUCGUCCUCCGUUUUGUCAAGGACCAAUUCCACGAGUACCAGGAGAGCACAAUUGGAGCGGCCUUCCUCACACAGACUGUCUGCUUAGAUGAUACAACAGUGAAGUUUGAGAUCUGGGACACAGCUGGACAGGAGCGGUAUCACAGUCUGGCCCCCAUGUACUAUAGGGGGGCCCAAGCUGCCAUCGUGGUCUAUGACAUCACCAACACAGAUACUUUUGCACGGGCCAAGAACUGGGUGAAGGAGUUGCAGAGGCAGGCCAGCCCCAACAUCGUCAUUGCACUCGCGGGUAAUAAGGCAGACUUGGCCAACAAGAGAGCUGUGGAAUUCCAGGAAGCACAAGCCUAUGCAGAUGACAACAGUUUACUGUUCAUGGAGACUUCAGCAAAGACUGCAAUGAAUGUGAAUGAAAUUUUCAUGGCAAUAGCUAAGAAGCUUCCCAAGAAUGAGCCUCAGAAUGCAGCUGGUGCUCCAGGCUGAAACCGAGGCGUGGACCUCCAGGAGAACAACCCAGCCAGCAGGAGCCAGUGCUGCAGCAACUGAGCCCCCCCUUGCCUAUCACUGCCCCCACUCCUCCGCCUGAACGACCCGACUGGAAUCCAUUCUAACCAAUGGCACUUAACAACGACUCGGGCCACAGCUGGGGGCAGGGGAGGGGUCCAUGAUUUCUCCGCAUAACUUUGAUCCUAGACCGGAGGGAGUUAUUCCACCUGCACCUUUCUGUACAAAUACUAAUUCAAUUUUAAGUCUUAA